Racocetra persica is the source of this 131-nucleotide messenger RNA. NCBI's taxonomy places the organism in Eukaryota, Fungi, Glomeromycota, Glomeromycetes, Diversisporales, Gigasporaceae. The record is from the annotation of a GenBank genome assembly.
GCAGUACUGAACGUCAGCUUCCUUAUUCAAAAAGAUGGAAAUUCUAUUUCUUGCCUAGUGUUUUUGGGCAUUACAAUAUCAAGGUUGCUAUUGAUGAAAAGGGGCAUUCUAAUGUUCUACAAUGCACUUGA